Molecule: messenger RNA, 1305 nt
Organism: Rhopilema esculentum
Lineage: Eukaryota; Metazoa; Cnidaria; Scyphozoa; Rhizostomeae; Rhizostomatidae
Source: RefSeq, a predicted model, not a curated record
AUGAUGGAGAAUGUUAAGGUAAUUUCAAAGUUUUUUAACAAUUCUCCAAAAAAACAGAAUCUUUUAGAGAAGAUGAUAAAGAAGUUUCAUCCUGAUGUGAAAGAAACAAAACUGGUAGAUGUUUGUCGAACUCGUUGGAUAAUGCGCAUUGAUGGUCUUCAGCGUUUCAUUAAGAUUUUUAAAGCAAUAUCUGAAGCUUUGUUUGCAAUUUGUGACAAUACUGACAACACCUGGACGUCUUCUGCAGCAGAGGCUUAUGGGUUGGCAGCUAUUGUGACAAGCUUUGAAUUUAUACAAACACUUGUAACUGUCAGCAACUGUCUUGGCUACACUCUUUCAGCAACAAUACAGCUGCAAGGAGCUGACAUUGACCUUCUGAAAGGACUGAGAGAAGUUGAUGUUAUGAUGUCUUCAGCUGCGAGGAAUCAAGUUGAUUUGUAUCACAGAGCCUGGUUCAACAAAGCUAGUGAAAUGGCAGAGGAGGUUGGUGCUGACAUAAGGGCUCCGAGAGUAUGCAGAAGUCAGCAACACCGUUCAAAUACACCCUCAAAUGAUGUUGAGAGUCAUUAUAAGCUGAAUGUAGCUAUCCCAUUUUUAGACCAUCUUAUUUCAGAAAUGUCAAGAAGAUUUUCUUCCGAAAAUUGCUCUGCAUUAAAAGGAUUUUCCAUCAUCCCAGCUUAUUUAAAAAAAGAAGGCCAAUCACCCAUGAAAGUUGGUGCCAAGCGAAAGCACGAUGCUUCAACUGACCACGAUUGCUACGGGAAGAAAUGCCACUUGACUGGAAAUGAAAGUGCAAAGCCAAAAGCCAAAAUUACCUUUCAGCGCCUUGACAAGAAUUGGAAAAAAGACUUUCUUCAAUUUUGUAUUUUCUUUGCAAGUGAUUUUCCAGAUCCUGAUAACCUCUCACAUGAAGUCGACAAUUGGGAAUCUGCUUGGAGUGGGUGCUGUGAAGAAAAUACUCCAAAAACCAUUGCAGAAACAUUGCAAAAAGUAAACAAGAUUGCUUUUCCUAACAUCUUCACAGCUUUGAAAAUUCUUGCAGUUUUACCAGUAACAAGUUGCACGUGUGAGCGUGCCGCCUCGUAUGUACGGUUUUUGAAAACAUAUUUGAGAAGCACAAUGUCACAAGAAAGGCUAAAUGGUUUGGCAACUUUAUAUACCCAUAGGGACAUUAAAGUCGACGUCGCAGAGGUGAUAGACCGAUACGCCAUGAAACAUCGAAGAAAAUUAGCCCUAACAAACAUCCUUCAAUCAGAAAAUUCAGUAAGCGAGCAGGACGAAAUUUACACAUCCGAGAUGUACUAG